AUGACGCCCUCUGAGAUUGAUUUUGUCUUGCUGCGGCUCUGCCGCGUGGGUGCCCCCAAGGAUUUCAUCUUGCUCCUGCGCUUGAUCUCGUAUCUUUCCUACUCCUCUGCUUCAGUUGAGUGGGACAUAAUAGAUCUGUUCUCAGGAAAAGCCCGGGUGUCUAAAUGGGGGCGUCGAGCAGGACUCAGGUGUGCUUCCUACGACAUUGCCUACAACGACCCCAAAAGUACGAAGAGAAGCAAGCAUAACAACCAGAAGCGCCGAUCGAGCAUGGACAUCAAUGGGGAAGCAGGCUUUGCGCUCGCUUGCCUCCUCUGCCUUCAAGGCAAGUAUGGCCGCCUACUACUGAUGCUCGGAACGGUUUGUUCUUCUUGGGUGAGUGUCAAUGCCGGGACUUCUGGACGUACGAUGGCCACGCCAAGUGGCUGUCUGGAGUACCCUUCAGUGUGCUCCGGAAAUCGGAUGGUUGCGAGGCUUAUGUCAUAA
Molecule: messenger RNA, 486 nt
Organism: Symbiodinium pilosum
Lineage: Eukaryota; Dinophyceae; Suessiales; Symbiodiniaceae
Source: the annotation of a GenBank genome assembly